GUUCUCGCAUCUGGCCCUGUGAAAGGUGCUAUGAAAGCGGAUAUAAUUGUAUUUCUUAUGUUUGACUGUUUCUAUAUUACUCAAAUAUAUUUUAUAUUAAGGUAUAUUUAUGUUACACCCUUCUUAAUAUGGAGUAAUCACCAGGAACUGGUAGAUAUUCUCGCAUCUGGCCUUGUGAAGUGUAUUAAAGAAGCGGAAGUACUUGUAUUCCUCAGUUAG
Messenger RNA from Aspergillus vadensis CBS 113365, 219 nucleotides. RefSeq lists its product as uncharacterized. NCBI's taxonomy places the organism in Eukaryota, Fungi, Ascomycota, Eurotiomycetes, Eurotiales, Aspergillaceae. The annotation marks the transcript as partial. The record is from RefSeq and is a predicted model, not a curated record. The transcript is spliced from 3 exons.